CUAUGAAGAGGACGACAAGAUGCUUCCACGCUGCGAACCAGCCCAGCCAACCUGCUCCGGUGCGUUUCCCUCAACAUCAACAUCGAAACAAGCAGCCGUCGAGACUGGGUAGAUAAACCAUUUUCCUCCUGCUCCUGCUUCAUUUCCUAUCAUCCAGUAUUGCCGCUUCCUUUUUGGGGAGACACCUACUUCCAAGAAUAUGGAAAGCGCGGGAAGAAUGGAGACGAGAGAUCUCCAAAUCGUUGCGAUAUGCGAACCCUGCUUUCGCCUAUUAGUACAGCCUCGAACAGUUAUCAUUACCGCUUGAUGACCUACUUGAUCCUAUAUCACCUUUUAAGACAGGAGAAAAAUGAAGCCUCAGUUUCUAUCCUUGCUCGCUCGGUGCUGCUUUAUCGCCGGUAUCGCCCUCCAAGGCUCUCACGCAUGUCGGUUUCGGCGCCCCAAGUAUCCCUCUAAACCAGUGCAACCUGUACAACCCGAGUGCGAUUGUUAUGUCGUGUCAGGACCGGAACCAGGGUACUUUCAGAAUUACCAAUUCUGGGAUUUUCGGGCCGUGUCAUUCGAUCAGAAACUGGCAAACGAGGAGUCCGGGCUGCUCCCAGCAAGAGCUGACCAAGGUGACGAUGCCAUUGGCGGAUCAGCGGACGGCUUCAAGGGGAAAACGAUUCUUCUGUCCGAGACUCCAUUCGCAGAAGAUUGGAAGAUCCAGAAAUGGAAAAGGAACCCCUCCGACUUGGCCCCCGUGCAUAUGGUGCACUCAAACGACAAUGUCUUCAUUGCCCGAAACCCCAGCCCCGGUCGUGAUAACCCCAACUCAACCUAUCUCGUCUUGCGCACUACUCGGUUUGAGAACUUUACCUCCACUGCAGAGAUAGAGAGUCGGCUGCAAAACGUGUUCCGAGCCAGUAUCCGAGUCCAUUUCAAGAUCCUGUCUGAUGAUGAGCCGUCAAGCAUUCUCCCUUCCGAAAGGGGGAAUGUACUUACCGCCACAAGUCAAAGAAACAUCCGUCCAUCAUCUAAUCAAGCAGUGCCAAAGGCCUCGUCACCGCCGGGCGGCGUGUGUGCCGGUAUCUUCACAUAUCAUUCCUCCAAAUGUGAAUCCGACAUCGAGAUCCUGACGUCCGAUCCACAUAGUCGCGUUCAUUAUGCAAACCAGCCAGACUAUGACCCCGUCACAGACACGAUGAUCCCUGGCGCCAGUACUAUCAUGGAUGUUCCCGUGCCAUGGACUUCGUGGGCGACUCAUCGACUCGACUGGACGCAGACGACCUCCCGCUGGUUCGUUGACGAGCAGCUUCAAGACACCAAGACGUACCGUGUCCCCGAGAAGCCGAGCAUGGUGGUACUGAAUCUGUGGAGUGACGGAGGCAGCUGGUCGGGGGAUAUGGUCCACGGAACAAGCGUGCACAUGGCCAUCGAAUGGAUCGAACUUGCAUAUAACGUAUCUACUCAGAAAGACCAUAUCCCGGACGAUCGGCAAACCUUGCCGCCGAAACACGCGGGAAGAGGAUCUAUCUUCCACGCCGUGGGUUUAAGGCGCGAUGGACAAGAAGAGAGUCCAGCAGAGAACAGCAGCGUGGCAAAGGGGAAAAUGUGUCGCAAUCCAUGUAAGAUUGAUGGUUUAGGGAAGAGAGGGGGUCCUCGGGGUGCGGCGUUCAAGUCAUAGCCUUGUCCAGUGGGCUACAUGUUGAAAGCUGAGCGGCGAGAUAGAGAAAGAGAGAGUACGUAUCUUUAAUGAGUGUAGCAAUAAAUACGCUGAAAUUUGCGUAGUACACUGGGGGCCUUUCCAUCUCCUUUCUUUUUGUCGUCUUUUCUUCUCGUCGUCCUCUUCUGUCCAUGGGAAUGCAAGAUCCAGGAAAACUCCGUAAACUGCUCAGGAGCAUAGGCUUCAACUGAGACGGGUAUCAAUGACAACACAACAGACAACACGACGGCAGACAGCCAAGCGCAGAUAAAAAAGAGAAAGAAAGAAAAAAACCUGUGCACCGUCCCCAUGCAGAAAAAUCAUAUCAUAGACGUUUCACCCUCGC
This is a messenger RNA of Penicilliopsis zonata CBS 506.65, 2030 nucleotides long. RefSeq lists its product as hypothetical. The transcript has a single exon. Lineage: Eukaryota; Fungi; Ascomycota; Eurotiomycetes; Eurotiales; Aspergillaceae. Bases 350 to 1666 code for a protein of 438 amino acids. The record is from RefSeq and is a predicted model, not a curated record.